AUGAGUGCAUGUGGUUUGCCUAAUGCCUAUAGCCACAUUUCACCUGCUGCUGAGCUGGUUGUCAUGAUGCUCCCUUUGUGCAUGAACCUCCAGGAUUUUCUAGGAUGUGAUUUGGAAUUUAGACUAUUCCUUCUAUACCUUCACAAUACCACAUCCAUGGAAACUUCCCAGCCUCUUUCUAUUGAAAGCUUCUCGUAUAGUUGGUUAGUAAACCUGAGGCCAUCAUCACUAGAAAGCCUUGAUAGCUCUCUUAGAACUUCCCUUGAUGCAUCUGAUGAAGCUUCUUUCAUUGAGAUGGACCCAAGAAAGCCACCCUCUAAAAGAUUCUUUAAGAACUCACAGGACUCCAAAUUUGACUUCCCAAUUUCACAGUCCCCUCUUACUCUUGUCCACGCAGAUGAACUCUUUUCCAAUGGCUACCUCAUGCCUCUUUUUGUUGAAUCACUGCAAAUGGAAGAAUAUGAGUCAUCUGACUCCAACACAAGCCUGGUUUCAUCAUCACAUGCACCGAAGAGCGAGACUCCUCCAGGUCCUUCUAGAUGUCUUUCCUUAAAAAGGUGCAGAACACUGUCAAGGAAUGUAUUCCAGAAGUAUCUGAAUUUCUUAAGGCCUUUGUGUAAAAGAUUGAGGGGUCACAAAUCAAGUACUGACACUGUUGCUAAAAGAGGUGAGUCUGUGAAGAAUAGGAGAUACUAUUCAGACACAUCCCCGCGUAUUAGUGUAGCCUUUUCUGCUGAUGAUUGGCGCUACUCUUGUGAUUCUGAAAGCUCAAUAUAUGAGGCAGUUCUCCAUUGCAAAAGAUCCAUCGGUAAUGGUAAGUGCAAGUCCAACAUUUAUAGAUGUCUGUCAAUUGAAUAUAAGAGAAUGAGUUAA
This is a messenger RNA of Sphenostylis stenocarpa, 873 nucleotides long. The record is from the annotation of a GenBank genome assembly. NCBI's taxonomy places the organism in Eukaryota, Viridiplantae, Streptophyta, Magnoliopsida, Fabales, Fabaceae.